GAGAAGCCGAAUAGAUCCAGAGGCGGAGAAGCUUUUUCCGAUCCAAGUCUCGAAGAGAUCUCUUUCUGUCUGUGAAGGUAAUAGCUUUGUGAAUCGGUGAUUCGAUGGGGGAUUAUCACUUCGUGUACAAGGACGUGGAAGGAGCGUCGACGCAGUGGGAUGAUAUCCAGAGGAAGCUGGGAAAUCUCCCGCCGAAGCCUCCGGCGUUCAAGCCGCCUGCUUUUACGCCGGCGGAGGACGAGGCUUCAGCCCCUAAGGAUAAGUCUUGGAUCCAGGAUAAGACGGAAGAAGAGCUCGAGGAGCUUGAGGACAGCAAGGAUCUCGACGAUGAUCGCUUCCUCGAAGAAUACAGAAAGAAGAGAUUGGCGGAGCUAAGAGAAGCUGCUAAAGUCAGGAGAUAUGGAUCAGUGAUUCCCAUUUCGGGAUCUGAUUUUGUAAGGGAGGUUAGUCAAGCUUCUUCUGAAGAUUGGGUUGUUGUCUGCCUCUACAAAGAAGGUUUCGCAGAGUGUGGCUUAAUGUUGGGCUGCAUAGAUGAAUUGUCAAGCAGAUACCCAGCAACAAAGUUCGUCAAGAUAAUUUCUACCGACUGCAUCCCCAACUACCCAGACCGGAAUCUUCCUACCCUGUUGGUGUAUCACCAUGGCGCUGUUAAAGCAACCCAUGUAGGUCUCAAGAGCUUUGGCCGCAGAUGCACCCCUGAAAGUAUAGCUUUAGUUCUCUGUCAAUCAGAGCCAGUGCUUAACGAUGGUAAAAUAGGAGACGACGACUCAUCGAGAGAAGCUGUCAUGGCGGGAGUGCGAAGACAGUUCAUAGAACGAGUUGUCAAAGAUCACGAGGAUAAGUCUGAUGACGAUGAAAGCGAUUAGGACACCCGGGUUUUCUGAUGAUUUCUUUCUUUCUAUAUAUAUAUAUAUAUUUAAAGGAAAAGCUGUGUUUUUUUUAUAUCAGUUAUGGAAUGCAACAUUUUCAGACCAGUGUUUAAGGUGAAGAAGAGGGUGACUUCAUGAGUGAUGUAGUGUUGUUUUAGCUAAAGCCCAGCUUGGAGGCAUCUCCUGUUUGCUACACAUCUUCUGCUGAGUUUCUGAAUUUUUGUUUUUUU
Messenger RNA from Tarenaya hassleriana, 1099 nucleotides. RefSeq names its product phosducin-like protein 3. Gene Ontology annotation, cellular component: cytoplasm. The record is from RefSeq and is a predicted model, not a curated record. Gene Ontology annotation, biological process: protein folding. The transcript has 4 exons. Lineage: Eukaryota; Viridiplantae; Streptophyta; Magnoliopsida; Brassicales; Cleomaceae. The coding region runs from base 105 to 866 and encodes 253 amino acids.